Messenger RNA from Stegodyphus dumicola, 2619 nucleotides. RefSeq names its product cubilin-like. Gene Ontology annotation, cellular component: plasma membrane. NCBI's taxonomy places the organism in Eukaryota, Metazoa, Arthropoda, Arachnida, Araneae, Eresidae. The record is from RefSeq and is a predicted model, not a curated record.
UGCGCCCAAUAGCGAACGGCCAUGACAGCAGCAACGAAUACUUCCCGGAUUCUCUCGCGUCCGGACCGCUUCCGAGCCCUCGUUUACCCACCCCCUUGAGAGGUCAGUGCGGGGCACGGACUCCCUCGUGCCCCGGACGACACGUUUUGAACAUGAGGGUCAUGAUGCUGGUGAUGCUGGCAGUGGCCGUGUCCACGGAUGUUGUGUACAGACCAGAAGAUGAUGAGCAUUGCAAUCGAACUGUUGAUAUUUACCAAGCUGUGUCAAGCCCACCUGUGAAUGAUGAGAAUCGCAACCGACCCUUGCACUGCUCUUACCGCAUAAGGGUUCGACCUGCUCGCAACGACUGGGUCGUCUUUGUUCGCUUCACACGCAUGCGCGUUGGCGAACCGACUGAAGACAGACGGCGAUGCAUAGGCGGAUAUGUCCAGAUCAUUGAUGGCUAUAGAGACUCAAACCACAGUAAUAAAGAAGAUCCUGGUUACUACUGCGGAGAGAUCGAUUCUCCAAAGACUUUUGUGUCGGAGACACCGCAUGUCAAAAUAGUCCUUCACGUCGAUAGCUAUGGGCAUGACACUUUUCUUCAAUUCGAUGCAAAUGUGGAGCAGCAACAAGAGGUUCACGCCCGGUAUGGCCAAUAUGCACAACUUUAUCCUCAUCGUCGUGGAACUCCUGUACCGGGAUCAUAUUGCGAAAGAACUUUUCACGGUUGUGCUCCCACUCGCUGCUUUGUACAAUCUCCAGGAUUUCCAGGAAUAUAUCCCAGAAAUCUCCGCUGCCGUUAUACCUUGGUGGUGAGCCGAAGUGUCGUAGCACUGGAUAUGAACGCAUUUGAUGUGGACGGCUUGAGAUGCGACAACCUCCUGCUUUGCUUUCCCAGGCCAGUUACGCGAGAUCCAGCCGACUGCCCAUUCGAUUAUGUAAAGAUCUACGAUGGUGCUACAGAAGACAGCCCUCUUAUUGUCACAUUAUGUGGUCGUGGACGUCUAAAAUCACAGAUCGUGGCAUCUGGGUCCGAGAUGCUUGUCGAGUUUGUGACAUCCACUGCUGGCCCUCUUCUUAACACAGGAUUUCAUUUUAAAGCUGAGAGUGUCCAUGCAGAAACGGAAACAGAAUAUGAAUUCUUACAUCUAGAUAGCAAUGGUACCUGCGCCAUAGAUCGACACCUUCGGUCGGGAGAUAUUGCUACCUUUGGACAUUUACGCUCUUGGUAUCCAGUCAACACAACAUGCACUUACAGGUUCACUUCAUCCGAAGACGAAAUCUUGAAACUGACUUUUGAAUUCUUCCGGAUGGAAAGAGUGACGUUGUGUGAAGAGUCUCUCAAAUUAUAUGACAGUUCUUCUGCAGACCCUUCAAAAAUAAUAUCAAAAUUAUGCGAUAUCAAUAAACCCAGAACAGAACAUCCAAGAUCCAUAUACGAGACAUCGGGACCAGGACUAUUUGUGGAAUUUAACAGCAGAAUUGGAUCCUUAGAAGGUUCUUCCUUGAGUUACGCAUUUGAAGUCAGGCCCGUAAAUGUAAUCACUCGCCGGAAUAGUUUGAAUGGCGGUACUUGCAGCAGAACCUUCACUCCAGAAGGCGGAAUGGCUGGAUUGCUAUCAGGACAUCCGCUAGGGGAAGCUAAUGUCACCACUCUGACGUGCAAUUACACUUUCGAUGCCUCCCGGCUACCCCAAGGAAGAGUGCAACUUGCUCUCUUCACCUCACUCAAACUUGCUCAGGAAUGUUCAGACUGCCGUCAAGAGCCACUCUAUGCCCAAGUCCAUCUUGGUUUUGGAGAUAAAAUAUGCUUCUGCAAAGUAUCAACUCACCGUUCUCACACAUUGACAUCUUUGGGACCAAUGAUGCACUUUUCUCUCCAUGCCGAUGCAUCGUGGGACAAAAAACUUCCUCAAAAGCAUGUUGUAAAUGGAAGUUAUAUAUUCUACACAGAGUCCAGAUGUGGUCCAGAGCGUCUAGAACUUGAUUUGCAAGGUCUUUUAACUUUCCCACCCUUAAUUUCAGGCCCGGGAACUUGUCCAGAAGGUCAGUGUCCAGAUACUCCCAUUUCUUGUCAAUGGAAAAUUCCCGUAUUUCACAGAAUGGAUUUACUACUGAAAAUUGAUGGGUUGCCUGAACAAGCCAAUUGUAGUACCGAUCAUGCUAUAGUUAACAAUAUUGUCUUGUGCCCAUCGUCAGAAGAGCAAGAACUCCUUUUCCAUAAAGAAGAUAUAUUCGAGUCGGAUGUUACAGUGAGUCUUCGUUUAUCUGAGAAAUCCUACAAUUUUACUGUUCGAUGGACGCAAUUAAGAAUGUUGCCUUCUCGAACGAGUUCAGACACAUUAGUAUCAUUAGGAAAGGAUUGCGAUUUCCUGUGUACUAGUUCCAUGGCUUGUCUGACUAGAGAGCUUGUCUGUAAUGGGGUCGCAAACUGUCCAGGUCCAGCCACUACAGCUGAUGAGGAUGUCAGUUUAUGUGUCCUUCCAAGAGACAACUUUAAAUUGUAUUGGUGGAUCAUCGGAUUCGGUCUGGGUAUAUGCGUCUGCCUGACGCUAUGUUUAGCAUUUACCAUCUGUCGGAAAUGUCAAGUUAGGCGGCACAGAAUUUGAAAACACAAUUAAAUAUUUUAUUGUUGUA